Messenger RNA from Callorhinchus milii (elephant shark), 1032 nucleotides. Its product is annotated as butyrophilin subfamily 3 member A2-like. The transcript has 6 exons. The record is from RefSeq and is a predicted model, not a curated record. The coding region runs from base 79 to 627 and encodes 182 amino acids. Lineage: Eukaryota; Metazoa; Chordata; Chondrichthyes; Chimaeriformes; Callorhinchidae.
GAAAGAUUCUUUCUCGUUUCAUCCAACACCAUUUUAUGUUGUACUUUGCAACACUCGUCCCUGACUGCAGAGAAAGGAAUGUCUGGUGAAAUGACGUGGAAACAUUUUGCUCAGAUACUUUGCGGUGUACUUUGCCUCUCGCAGUCUGUUCUCGGCAGUCAGCCUUGGAUUCACAUGGCGGGAUACCAAGGCGACGGGAUCAAGCUUGUGUGCGAGUCCGAUGGAUGGAGUUCUCAGCCCGAGGUCUCGUGGGAGGAUGGGAAACAGCACAAACUGACGGCACAGACCACAACAGGAAAUUCUGCCAAUGGCUUGAUCAUGAUGCAAACCUCCAUCAUUGCCACGGAGAGCUCCGGCAACAUGUUCAGCUGCCUGUUCAUCGACAGCUUAACCAAGAAAAAAACAGAAGGAAAAAUCCAGAUCGCAGAUUAUUUUUUCCCCCGUGUCUCUCUGGGGCUGGUCUUUUGUUUGUUGUUCUUCUUCAUUUUCCUGGCCGGGAUCGGUGGGGUUUUGUUCUUCAUCUGGAAACAACAAAAAAAGACCAAAGAACUUAACAAAGAACUGGAAGAAUUGCCGCUGAGGACUGCCCCCCCGAACACACAGCCCCUCCUGACUACCUCUGCUUAGAACCACUGAGACCCGGGAAGGUCGGAGUUUACCUGGAGGAUGAGGAGGGACGGGUGAUAACAUCUUACAACGCUGAUAACGUGUCUCGUCUCCAAACCUUUCACUGACAGUUUCACGCAGAGAAUGUGCCCUUAUUUCUGCCCCCUGGUUUCCUGACGGUGGCAGCAACUCUGGAACGCUGGUAAUUUGUCUGAUUAAGAGUAAACCGAGAGCUUAAAGCCGUCUUAAGUCACUGCCGGUCGACCCGGCCGUCCUGAAAACGUUGAUUUUUCGCUGGGUUUGACUGUUUUUCAGGGUUUUUGUCUUCAAAUCGCUUCAUCUGCACCUCCCGACCUCUCUGACCUACUUACUCCCCGCUCCGCUACCCGCUGGCUCCGGCGUCCUGCUCGACCCCCGCCCCCCCAC